This is a messenger RNA of Neocloeon triangulifer, 1740 nucleotides long. RefSeq lists its product as uncharacterized. The record is from RefSeq and is a predicted model, not a curated record. Lineage: Eukaryota; Metazoa; Arthropoda; Insecta; Ephemeroptera; Baetidae. The transcript has 6 exons. Bases 149 to 1627 code for a protein of 492 amino acids.
AACUGCACAAUUUUGAUCAUUUUCAUCUCCUGAAAGAAAACUGCCGCCAAUCUUGUCAGACUUUGCUGCGACGCCGGGAGAUUAGCGCGUCCUUUGUUGAAUUCGAACCCUGCGAAUAACCGGCGUCCUGAGACCUGAGACCCUGAGCAUGGGGCCGCGCAAGAAGAAGGCGAGGAGCGAGCUGAUGACCUUGGACGUGGACGGCGUCCUGGGCGAGCUGCAGCGGCUGCGGUCGGACGAGCUGCUCGAGGCGUGCGUCGAGUAUGAGGAGCUCCUCUUCUCCAAGACGUUUCGUCUGGACAAGCAGGCGCCGUGCGGCUACCGACUGUUCCUGCACGAGCGCGGCACCAACAACCAGGGGCACCACCACGGCGGCGACAUCCUCCUCUGGUCCGACCUGACCGACGCCGAGCGCCACGAGUACGAGGCCAGGGCGGCCAAACUGAAACGCCUGCAGGACCUGAUCAGGGACGCGUCGGCCAGGGCCGGUCGCCGACCCAGGAAGAGUCGCAAGCCCCGCCCAAAAAGACCUAGAAAAACAAGCAAGAAGCCCCGCGGGCCUGCCAAGAAAAGGGAGGAAACGCCGGCGCCACCUGUCAAAGGGUCCGACAUCAACUGCCUCCGCCUCAGGAACCGCACCCUGGCCAAAAGACCCUUCGCCACUUGCAAGCCCAAGGAGGAGAAACCGCCUUCGAGCCCUGAUGAACUGCAGGCAACUACUUGCCCACCUUCGGAGGAUUCUGAUGACCCUGAGGAGGACUUUAUGCUGCGGCUGGACGAGUCGGACGACGAGUACGUCCCCGACCCUGAGGAGGUUCCUUCGUCACCUCUGACGGCCUCCGACCCUGGCGAAAGCCACCCUUUGACCGUCGCCCUGCCAGGCUCAGGUGCAACCCUGGCCAAGGAAAGGGAGUGUGACUUGGACAGCAGCGAGGGGGCGUUGCUGCCCUUUCGAGGCCCCGUGCCAGGUGACGUCCUCUUCAAUCCGUUCUCGGCCACCUUCGGCUGCCUCAAGUGGAGGCAGUCCCUGGCCAUCACCCUCGAGAUGCAGAGCUACAAAACUACCCUCCAACUCCCACCCCUGGCAAUCGAGGACGCCGACACAGAAUCGAGUGAUUUGACUGAGGUAGAGGAGGAGUGCGGCAGCAGCAGCAGCAUUGAUUUGCCUCCGAUCAACGAAAUCGCUCCGUACCUGAGUCAGCAAUCCCAAGGAGUGAAUUUCGAGGAGUGGUGUUUGACCUCGCCAGGGUCAGACUUUGGUCACUGGAGGCAGAGGGAGCCUCUCAAGUUGGAGGCGGACAACGCCUGGACGAUGGGACACCCGGACGCAGGUGCAAACUAUUCCCAGCUGGGACUCGACACCAUCGUCUCUCUCUCCUCCACAGUGAUAACCGAGGAUUACCAGGAGGAAGACGGGUCAGGGCAGGUGUUGCCGUGGGGGGAGGCGCAGGAAACGACCACUACUUCCUGUUGGCGCUUUGACCCCACGCCUCCCUUCCAGAGUGACCCCGGGCAAGGUCACCUGGACGCUCCAGGGACAGGCUUUGACGACCUGGAAGCUCUGAUCGAGGAAGUUCUCCGCAGCGGCGACGCUGAAAUUCUCAGCCAACUUCCCCUCCACUUUUAGCAAAAGACAUUUUGCUGUUUUAUUUUGUGACCUUUUCAGAUUUUAGCAACUUGACCUUACAAAUGAAUGAAGCAGUUUUUGGGCAAAAUUCUCAACUGCCCUCAUGUGAUUGA